UUUAGCGUAAACCAAUCAAGCAUUUUAGAAUCGAAACUACUUACACCAAGCUCUCUCAACCAUCAUCAUCAAUGGCGAAAUCAGCGGCGACGGCGACAUCCUCCCUCGUGCAAAACCUCAGACGUUUCAUCAAGAAGCCGUGGGAGAUAACCGGACCCUGCGCUCAUCCGGAGUACCUAGAGUCCGUUCCCAAGGCGACGGAGUAUCGCAUCAGAUGCCCCGCCACGAUCGACGAAGAGGCGAUCGUACCUACCGCGGAUCCAGAGAAUGUAUACAACAUCUUGUACCACGCGAGGGAUCGGCGCCGUAACCGUCCGCAAAUCAGGCGAUACGUAUUGAAGAAGGAGGACGUGGCGCAGAUGAUGAACGAGAAGAAGACGGACUUCCCUAGGGUUUACUUGACGACCACCGUGGAGGAGGAUGAGAACGCUCGCGGCGGAGGCUACGAGUAACGAUCAGGUGAGGAAAUUUCGAUUUCUCGUUGGUUUUCUCUAGUCUCUCUUUCCUGUAAUCUGCUGGUGGGGGGAAGGAUUGCGUGCGAUAUAUCUCCUUGCGGUCAAAAGAUUCUCCCUGGUUUGUUUGUUUAUUUAAUAAUGAUUCUUAGUAGCUUUAUCUACGACAAAACAGUCUUUUCUUUCCUUCACAAGAACCAAAUUGUUGUUCAGUCAUAUUCUCUGUGUUUACGUUCUAUGAUGAACUCAUGUUGAGCUUUUGUCUCUCUCUUUUGUCUAUGGCACACGCAUGUUAUUAGAUACCAUGCCUGGUAAAUUUUGAAACAUUUACCUUUUUUUACUU
Messenger RNA from Brassica rapa (field mustard), 795 nucleotides. RefSeq lists its product as uncharacterized. The record is from RefSeq and is a predicted model, not a curated record. Lineage: Eukaryota; Viridiplantae; Streptophyta; Magnoliopsida; Brassicales; Brassicaceae.